Molecule: messenger RNA, 724 nt
Organism: Betta splendens (Siamese fighting fish)
Lineage: Eukaryota; Metazoa; Chordata; Actinopteri; Anabantiformes; Osphronemidae
Gene: atp5f1d
Product: ATP synthase F1 subunit delta
Exons: 5
Coding region: 131-613 (160 amino acids)
Biological process (GO): proton motive force-driven ATP synthesis
Molecular function (GO): proton-transporting ATP synthase activity, rotational mechanism
Source: RefSeq, a predicted model, not a curated record
CGCCACCGCAGAGCCUCUCGGGAAGCUUCCCAACGUCCUUGUGCUAUCAGGCGAACACCGACAGUCUUUAACCAAGGGCUUGUGGGGCUCUGUCAUUCACUCGUACUUAAACAGAACCUGAAUUUCAGAAAUGUUGGCUGCAAGGUUUCUCCGCCGGGCUCUCCCCGUGCUAAGGCAGGCGCGCUGCUACGCCGAGGCGGCCCCCGGCGCCCAGCAGAUGUCCUUCACGUUCGCCUCCCCGACGCAGGUGUUUUUUCAGGGUGCCAGUGUGAAACAGGUUGAUGUUCCCACACUUACCGGUGCGUUCGGUAUCCUUCCAGCUCAUGUGCCCACCCUGCAGGUGCUGAGGCCCGGCGUGGUCACAGUUUUUAGUGAUGAUGGGACCUCUGUCAAAUACUUUGUGAGUAGUGGGUCAGUAACAGUCAACGCUGAUUCCUCGGUGCAACUGCUAGCUGAGGAGGCUGUCCCCUUGGACCAGCUGGACGCUGCAGCUGCCAAGGUGAACCUGGAGAAGGCCCAGUCUGAUUUGGCUGGCACAUCUGACGAGGCAGCAAGGGCAGAAAUUCUAAUCAGCAUAGAGGCCAACGAGGCCAUCGUCAAGGCUCUGGAGUAAAUCUGUGGUAAGCAGUGGCCCACAGAGUCUCCAGCUGAAUCACGUCAGUGUCCAGAGGAUUCCAUGUUUCAUUUGUACAGUGGAUGAAAUUAAAGUUAAAUUUAUUUGGAA